Molecule: messenger RNA, 963 nt
Organism: Symbiodinium sp. CCMP2456
Lineage: Eukaryota; Dinophyceae; Suessiales; Symbiodiniaceae
Source: the annotation of a GenBank genome assembly
AUGCAGGUGGAGCCCGCCGCGGUGGAGACCAGGGAAAAGAGCGAGGCUGCGACCAGCUCUGCUGGCAGUAUGUCUGCUGCCGGUCAUGUUGUGAGAUCGGUCCAAAAUCAGGUCAACCACUUGCGGAAAGUGGAGACAAAGUUGCGGAAGACGGACCAGGACUUGCAAGACACGCACGACAAGUGGAUGGCCUGGCAGAAGGAGAUGACGAAGAGCUACGCCAAGGAGAAGGCCAAGUACAAAACGAUGAUGGACAAGCUCAACGAGGAGAGACAAGAUCUACAGGAGUCCCUCGAGGAGGUGCUUGGCGAUUUGCAGCAGGCCAUGCUGGUAGCGGGCAAGCAAAGCGAGAAAAAGGAGGACGAAGUCCCGGCGGAGAUCCUGGCGGAAUGGGAGAACCUAGUGGACACGCCCCUCCGAGCAGAGCCGGUUUUGUCGGACUUGGUGGAGGAGGCCCUCAGCGGAAAGGCCAGCAUUCGGCCCAAGGAGGCAGAGCAGCUUAUUGCUGCCUUGAAAAACCGGGUCGCGCCAACGGAAAUGACCCCACCGAGGCGCACUACCCGGACGACGGCUAUGACACCGCCCGCUACAUCGCGAAGGGACCCGACGCCUAUGGAUACAACGGAGGCCAAGGGCGAGGAAAAGGUCUACCAAGAUGCUACAGAUGCGGCGAGCGACCCCUACCUCACCUCGCCAUCGGUCAGUGGGCUCUACAACCUUUUGGCAUCGGCCGGGAAGAAAAAGACCAAGAUUGGCCAGCAGAGGAUGCCGAUCAAGGCCCUCGGACGACAGCCUACUCCUUUGCCUGCCCAAAGGACACCCCUCGCGCAGAAGCUAGAGAAGAUCCGCGAGAAGUCUGGCAUGCCGGUGCUGGAGAUCGAUGGCGAGACGGACUCGGAGGAGGACCAGCCCAUCGGAGAGCUCGGGCCGAAGGACAAAGCGGAGACGGAACAGACGGAGCAG